This is a messenger RNA of Chironomus riparius, 1833 nucleotides long. The record is from the annotation of a GenBank genome assembly. Lineage: Eukaryota; Metazoa; Arthropoda; Insecta; Diptera; Chironomidae.
AUGGAAGGAAAAAAGAGAAUUAAAGUAGCUUUAAAGACACCAAAUCCAUUGUUUAAACAAUGGCUUAAAGAGCUAAUAGACGAGGCUGUCAAGAAGAAAAAGAAAAUAAGUAAAACAUAUCAAAAAGCACUUGACAGCUUAGAAAAGUAUCCUUUAACAUUGUACAGUGGACAUGAUUGCGCUAUUCUGGAUGGUUUUGGACAGAGGAUUUGUGAAAUACUGGAACAAAAAUUACAGCAACAUUUGGGAAUUCGAUACAUUAAUAAUCCUGAUUUUAGAAACCUAUGUUUUAAGGAUAAAGUAGUUAUGCUGCAGAAGCAGGAACAUGAUGAAUUACUGGAGUUUAUUAAGGACAUUGAAGCUUCUCAUUUAACUGAGGAUUCCUUAGCUGACAAAACGACAAAAAGCCUUAAGAAUAUAACAAAUUUGAGCAUAAUUGAAGAAGAUGUUGAGAUGAAAAACGAUUCAAUGGAUAUGAAUGACGAUGACAUUUUAAUGGAUUUACAGGAUGAAAAAGAAUGUAUCGAUUUACAAAAUGUCAAGAAUCCAAUUGAUACAGACAGUGAAGAAAGUGACGAUAAGCAGUCUGACGAAGACUCAUUUGACAGAAUGAUCAAAAAGUAUUGUCCUGAAAAGCCAAUUAAUAAGCCUAAAACUCAACUUCAACUGCCAAAACCAGUUAUUAAUUCUCCAACUUCAAGUGUACAAAAUAGAAUACUUAAGAAGUUUAAAUCAUUCAGUGCUGUCGGAAAUAUUGCUGGACCUUCUUAUGCAAGUUCUCCGAUUUCUAAGUUCCUUAAUGUUGAGAAUAAUAUAAGAUGUAUGAAUGAUAAUGAUGACGAUGACGAAUUUGACAGAAUAGUAAACAGCAAUAAUGGAAUAAAAGACAAUGAUGUGCUUCCAUCACCAAUAUUGCCUAAAAAGAAAACAGCUGUUUUAGAUAAAAAUAAAGUUCCUAAAAUUCCACCCUUAUCUUCAACUAAGCUUCCGAAACCAAUUAUUGCUGUAGAAAAUGAAAAGCAGGACUUAUUCGAGUAUACUUCAAUCGAUGAUAUAAAUCCGUUAGAAUAUGAAGUCAUGCUUUUGAUUGAUGUCGGUGAAUCUAAAACAGUUUCUAGUGAAAUUAAGACAAAAUUGCAAGAACAAGGAGUUAAAAGUGAUAUAAGGAAGCUUCAUGUCGGUGACUUUUUGUGGAUAGCAAAGCAUAAAACAGAAAAAUCUAAGGAAUAUGUACUUCCUUACAUUAUCGAGAGAAAAAGACUUGACGAUUUAUCUAGCAGUAUCAAGGAUGGUCGUUUUCAUGAACAAAAAUUCCGUUUGAAACAAUGUGGAAUCGAGAAUGUAAUCUAUUUGAUAGAGAACUAUAUGAAAGCUGGAAAAUGCGGUUUGCCAUUUGCGACACUUUUACAAGCUGCAUCCAAUACCUCAAUAAUUAAUAAGUUUCAAGUCAAAUUUACAGAAAACUUGGAUCACACUGGAUUGUAUUUAGCCAUUAUGAGUUCCUUUAUCGAGAAUAUUUUUAAGAAUAAGAAGCCAGUGAAAUACAAAUUAUUGGAGUUUGAAGCAUUCAAUCAAUCAUCAGUGAAACAAAGGAAAUUUACGGUCCGAGAAACUUUCAUCAAGCAGUUGCUGACUCUAAAAGGACUUUCUGUCGAUAUUGCAUUAGAAAUUACCAAGUAUUAUCCAACACCAUCGCAUCUGUUUAAUGCAUUCAAGGAUCUGUCAAAAUCAGAAGGUGAAACUCUUCUGUCCAAAAUCACAAUCGGCGAUCUCAAACGAAAAAUUCCUUCUACUAUAAGUAAAAACAUUUACAGUUAUUUCAUGUACAAAUAG